Molecule: messenger RNA, 183 nt
Organism: Fusarium coffeatum
Lineage: Eukaryota; Fungi; Ascomycota; Sordariomycetes; Hypocreales; Nectriaceae
Exons: 3
Coding region: 1-183 (60 amino acids)
Source: RefSeq, a predicted model, not a curated record
AUGAAGUUCACCACUAUCCUCUUCGCUAUCACCUCGGUCAUCACCGUUGCCUCUGCUGCCCCAUCUAUGACCGACGAGCAGGUCUCCAAGGCUGUCCUCGAGAAACCUCCACCUCUACCACUUGCAAAGAAGGAGUAUGGAGAUGCUGUUGAACCAGAUGUGCAAAGAUACCGUGGUGGAUGA